CAGCCAACUUGCAAGCUAUAUAAAUUUCAGCGCAUUUUCCUCCCUCUCUUACACCAUUCUCAACUACAUUGUUUUGUUCCACCAUCUAUUCUCUCUCUUGCGCUCGGUUUCGAUUUGGGGAUUUUGCUGCAUACACUCCUCACUUCAGUAUUCUGAUGGGUAGCAUUAGCCACAACCAAGUCACGGUCUCCAUAUGCUUCAAAAUUAUACUUUAUGUGCUCGCCUUCAUCGUAUCUCAAGUCGACGCUCAAAAUGCUGCCCAAGAACUAAAUAUCACGUUCAUAGCAGAUGCCAUAACAAAAGGGGCCGGUAAAAUCUGCUUGGAUGGAACCCCUGGAGCCUACUAUUUUGCUAAGGGAUUCGGAGAUGGAAUCAACAGUUGGAUGGUUUAUCUACCUGGAGGAGGAUGGUGUUCUUCAAAGGAAGACUGUCUCAAAAGAAGCCACGACGAUGCUUUAGGAUCCAACAAAAAUGCUCCUCCUAAAGCUUUGCGUGCUUUCCAAAGUCAAAACAAAAACAUAAAUCCAGAUUUUUAUAACUGGAAUAUGGUUGAGAUCCGGUACUGUGACGGUGCAUCAUUUAUGGCAGAUGUUGAAGCCGUCAAUCCGGAAACAAAACUCUAUCAAAGAGGCCGGAGAAUCUUCUCUUUUAUAAUUGAAGAGCUCAUGAGUACUCAAGGAAUGAGCAAUGCUGAAAAUGCUUUACUCGUAGGAACCUCGGCUGGUGGGUUGGCCACGAUCCUGAAUUGUGAUCGUUUCCAUUCUUAUCUCCCAAGUGCUUGUCGUGUAAAAUGCAUUUCAGAUUCUGGGUUCUUCAUACGAGCGGAACAUCUCCGUGGAGCUCAGGACAAUAUCAUAUACAAAUUUUGCAACACAGUUUUAUUUCAUGAAUUAGCAGAAUUUCUGCCGAAGUCAUGCACACAGAGACAUGCUCCAGAAUUGUGUUUUCUCCCAGAAAAUGUGGUAAAUGAUAUUCGGACGCCACUGUUUCUGUUAAACUCUGAUUUUGACCGAUAUCAAUUAGGGGUGCAUGUAUUACCAAAUUCGUCUAUUGAAGUAGGCUGGAGAGAUUGCUUGAAAAAUGAUAGCAGUCUCCCAGGUUGCACGAAAAAUAACAUUCUUCCAUGUUGCAUGGACAAUCAACUACAACUCAUAAUGGAUUUUCAGACUACAUUUCUGAAAACAUUGGAGAAACUAGAUGAUAAUCCAUCAAGAGGAUUAUUCAUCACUUCGUGCUAUGACCAUGAUUUUAUUUACAAAUCAUCCAAUUGGCAGGGAAUACCCACUUUGCAAAAUAAGGCAAGUUUUAUGAGUUUAUUUGCAUAUAUGUCUCGAAUAGUGGACUCGCAUUUUGAUCUAUACCACGAUUUAAAUUAUUCAUUUUUUAUGAUAAUUUUUGCUUUUGAUUACAGACAAUUCAACAAGCCUUGGGUGAUUGGUAUUUCGAAAGGAGUAGUGUUCAAUUCAUAGACUGUCAAAAUAUAUAUCCAAUUAAUUGCACUGUAACAGUUUGAAUCCAUUAAGUCUAUAUAAUUUUUAAUUUAGUAUAUUUAAUUUUAAGUAUAUUUAAUUUUAGGUAUAUUUAAAUAUUUAAGGAAAACAUUUCUCUUUGUAAGGCCAUCCACUUGAGUAGUGAAACUUCUAUAUUUGAACAACAAGAAGACAAUGAGGUAGAAGAAGAGGUAGAAAAGGAAGAACAUUUGAGGACUUCUGAGUUCAACCUGAGGCAUCCACACCACAUCAUCCAAACCAAGAGGUCAAAGUUCAUUUCCCUUUGAUGUUUCAAAAGAAGAAAGUGGAUUAACAAUUCUCGAGAUUCUUUGACAUAAAAAAAGGUGCAUCUCAGCAUACCUCUCGUUGAAGCUCUUCGACAAAUGCCGAUGCACCUCAAAUUCUUGAAGGAGGUUGUAUCCAAGAGAAAAGGCUAUAAGCUCCUCCUUCGUUUUUCUUCGUUAGUUCUUUCUUCGGUCGAAUUGCAGAGGAUUUAGAUUUUUUAUUUAAUAGGAGAUUUGUUUAGCUAAAAAAGUUUCACUUGGUUCACAUUAGUCAUAAGACUCAUAACAGAAUAGAUGCAUUAAUUUAGAUUUUGUAUUUAAUAGGAGAUUUGUUUUUUAAAUAAAUUUUACUUGGUUGUCA
Molecule: messenger RNA, 2135 nt
Organism: Salvia splendens (bonfire salvia)
Lineage: Eukaryota; Viridiplantae; Streptophyta; Magnoliopsida; Lamiales; Lamiaceae
Product: pectin acetylesterase 8
Exons: 12
Coding region: 156-1469 (437 amino acids)
Biological process (GO): cell wall organization
Cellular component (GO): plant-type cell wall
Molecular function (GO): pectin acetylesterase activity
Source: RefSeq, a predicted model, not a curated record